AUGCUACAAUUACACCCUUCUAUUUCUUUUUCUUAUACUCUUCUCGGAAACUAUGAAGGUGGUCGUAUGGCAGUUUCUGCAAGCUCUGACCUAUCAGUGUUUUAUGCAACUACGGCUGAACUUUUGACUAUUAGAGAUCCACUGGCUCCUUCUUUGCUAUCGGGGAAUAUUUGUGGUUCUUUUGAUGGAUAUUGGUUGUUAAAGACCAAGGGGAAAAAAGUUUCCUCAGGCUUAAAGGGAUGUUGCGUGUUUCUUACUACAGUGGGCAAGAUUUUAUCAGAAGCACUAGGUUAUACUUUUGUUGACAGUGACGAAUAUGUAGAGCAAACUGCAGGAGGAAAUUCUGUGUCCCAUAUAUUUCAACAAUACGGCGAGGAUUACUUUAGAGAUAUUGAGAGCGAGGCAUUGCAGAAGUUGUCUAUAAUCCCUCGGCAAGUAGUUGCUACAGGUGGUGGUUCAGUAGUACGUCCAAUCAACUGGAAGUAUAUGAGGCAGGGGAUCACUGUUUUCUUAGAUGUACCUUUGGAUGCAUUGGCAAGAAGAAUUGCUGCUGUAGGAACUGACUCUCGUCCACUUCUACACCUUGAUUCUGGGGACCCCUACACAAAGGCUUUUAUGGGACUCUUUACUCUUUCGAAAAAGAGAGUUGAGGCCCAUUCAGACGCUGAUGUUACUGUUUCACUUUUAGAUCUUGCCGACGAUCUGGGAUUUGAAGAUGUAUCUGAUGUUGGACCAGCUGCUAUAGCACUGAGGUGCUUAUACAGAUUCAGAAGUAUCUACAGGACAACAAUGAGAAGUCCAUGCAAACGUUUCUCUAAUUCUCAGUUUGAGAGAUUCUUUUUCCUUUUUUUUUUUUUUGAAGAAAAUAAUUUAUAAUAGUAUUUAUGUAGCUUUUCAUCACUUGCAGGAACGAACUAAGGCAGUCUUGUUUGGUUUUCGUUUCAGAUGUACAGAUCAAAUAAACUCCUUAUCUAUAGAUAUUGCGUUAUGAAUUUUAGUAUUGGAGGGACAUAUGCAAAUGAAACAAAUUAGCAAUUUUGACAAAUUUUUA
Ricinus communis (castor bean) is the source of this 1051-nucleotide messenger RNA. RefSeq names its product shikimate kinase 3, chloroplastic. Gene Ontology annotation, cellular component: chloroplast. The transcript is spliced from 11 exons. Gene Ontology annotation, molecular function: shikimate kinase activity. The coding region runs from base 1 to 876 and encodes 291 amino acids. The record is from RefSeq and is a predicted model, not a curated record. Lineage: Eukaryota; Viridiplantae; Streptophyta; Magnoliopsida; Malpighiales; Euphorbiaceae.